GUCAUAAACACAUCAAUUGUCGGUAUUAAUUGUCGUCUAUGUCGUGUAUAUACAUACAAAAGUUAGAGAAGGAGAAAAAAAUUUAGCAAUUCAUAAAACAAAUCAAAUCGCUUUGUGAUUCAAAUAAAAAACUAUAAAGUUUGCGUUAGUUAAACGACACGGCGACAACUAAUUACACUAAUAUUCGCAUACAUUUUAUAUUCAUGGGCAGAAAAAUAUUUUCGGGAAAGCUAUAAAAAGCAACUACUACAGCGAGCAGAAUUUCCAAGCAACGUGCGAGCAAAUUUACGUCAAACGAAAAAGUCUCCUUAGAAAAAGUGUAUCUACCGCGCAAUCGUCAGAAAGCGGAAAAUUUAUACAAGAAAAAAGUGAAGCGGCAAGCAAAGUAUUUAUAUACAUUAUAAAGAAAAUCGAUAAAUCGAUUGGCAAGUCCAGUAGCCGAACCUCUCACUAAUUUCAAUAAAAACGCUAGCCACAGCGUUGCCAACUAACUGCAUUUUCGUGCAAUCUACGUUGACGUAACCGACACAGUUGUCGGUAUCGCCACCAAGCAGCGAAACAGCAAAGCAAAAAAAUUUACGCAACAGCGCAGUUGAACUAAAAAAAAGCUUCAAAAUUCUGGCCGCAACGAGAAAACCACACGCCAACACAAUGGAUUUUAUGAUGGCGAAUGCCGGUGCUGCAGGCGCCGUUGACGCUCAGGCCCAAUUAAUGGCUCAGACCGCUGCGAAUCCGGCCGCUGCCGCAGCCGCCCUAGCCGCUACGAAUGCAUCGCCUGCGCAGACUGCUGCCGCUGCUGCAGCUGCCGCACAACUGCAACAGCAGCAGCAGGUGCAGCAGGCCAUUUUACAGGUGCAGCAACAGCAAACACAACAAGCUGUCGCCGCCGCCGCUGCAGCCGUCACUCAGCAAUUGCAGCAGCAGAACACCAAUGGAAAUUCGAAUGGUCAGCAGAAUGGCAGCAAUGGCUCAAGCGAGACACGCACCAAUCUCAUUGUGAACUAUUUGCCACAAACAAUGACUGAAGAUGAAAUACGUUCGUUAUUUUCCAGUGUAGGCGAGAUCGAAUCCGUAAAAUUGAUACGUGAUAAAUCACAAGCCUUUAUGGAUCCCUUAAAUCCGCAAGGACCAACCAAAGGUCAAAGUUUGGGUUAUGGCUUCGUCAACUAUGUACGCCCACAAGAUGCUGAACAAGCGGUAAAUGUAUUGAAUGGUCUGCGUUUGCAAAAUAAAACUAUUAAAGUGUCAUUCGCUCGCCCCUCAUCGGAUGCCAUUAAAGGCGCUAAUUUAUAUGUCUCUGGACUGCCGAAGAAUAUGACACAGCCAGAGUUGGAGGCUAUUUUUGCACCAUUCGGCGCUAUUAUCACGUCACGCAUACUACAAAAUGCUGGCAACGAUUCACAGACAAAAGGCGUUGGUUUCAUACGCUACGACAAACGUGAAGAGGCAACACGCGCCAUUAUUGCAUUGAACGGUACCACCCCUUCCGGUUGUACCGACCCCAUUGUGGUGAAAUUCUCGAACACACCUGGCAGCACUAGCAAGAUCAUGCAACCACAGCUGCCUGCAUUCCUCAAUCCACAGCUGGUGCGGCGCAUCGGCGGCGCAAUGCAUACACCGGUCAAUAAGGGCUUGGCCCGUUUCUCACCCAUGGCCGGUGAUAUGUUGGACGUUAUGCUGCCCAAUGGUUUGGGUGCGACAGCGGCCGCAGCAAGCGCACUAGCCAGUGGUCCGGGCGGUGCUUAUCCCAUCUUCAUUUAUAAUUUGGCGCCCGAAACGGAGGAGGCGUCAUUAUGGCAGCUAUUUGGGCCAUUCGGCGCAGUGCAAUCGGUCAAGAUCGUUAAGGAUCAAACUACGAAUCAGUGUAAAGGAUAUGGUUUCGUUUCGAUGACCAACUAUGAUGAAGCUGCAAUGGCAAUUCGCGCACUCAACGGCUACACACUGGGCAAUCGGGUGCUGCAAGUUAGCUUCAAGACCAAUAAAUCCAAGUAAGACCCCUUUCAACUGAACUUCAGUAGUAGCAGCAAAAAGCAACAAUAGUAGUAGUAAACAACAACAACAACAUCAUACAUAUACAUACAUGCACAACGCAAAAACAAAAACAAGGUAGCGGAAAUACAACAACAAUUCCAGGAACAAACCACGAAAAGCGGAGAGACCUAUGUAACAUCAGGCAAGUUGGUGGAAAUGCGCGAGUUGGAUUUUUGUAGAAGUUUGUUAGUGUGCGUGCGUGGGAGAGCAUGUUGUGGGGGAUGGAUUGGGUUUACGCUCUCAACAUCUAACACACUUUUAUUGUCCACAUGCGAUUUACCACGUGCUCGCCAACCGCGUAUUUUCCAUUUUUUGUAUUAAGAAAUUCUAAGAGAAAAUUAAAAAGUACAACCUUAAAGAAAUUCUGACUUUGAGCUAACACAAAGGUAUAAAUUAAAUUAAUUAAUAAACUUGCGAAAGUAAAAUUAAUUCAUUUAAUUUAUUGUUAAACAGCUAAAUUAAGUUAAUGAUAAAAAACAAACAGAGUAGUAGGUGAAAGAAUAAAUCGGCAAAGCGAAAAUUGUGUUAUAGCACAGAAGCACCAGAAAGGCUCAUUCGUGAAAAAGAGAGCGUGUGUCAGCGAAUAUACAGCGUUUUGAAAAUAUGUAAGCCAAAGCAUUGAAUGUGUUUUGCUUUUUUCGCCACUCGCAACUGGCUAGCCAACACUUUUGUGCAAAGAAAAUGUGAGCACAAAUGAGUGCUGCAAAUAUUAAAAUGGCGCGGCAAGUGCCGGUUAGCAACCAACCCCUCGAUAAGCGCGACAGCAGGCGGCAGUUUUCUCACACGCCACACCAUGGGUAUAUUGAACAGCCACUUUUUAUCAUACAACCCUCAUGUUUUGCAUUGGUUGUUGAUGAACCUGCCGUUUUUGAUUGUUUCAAAAAAUAUAAGGUGAAAGCUGGUUUGACAUACAUAUACUCGUAUAUAGUAUAUUUAACGUUUACCGUAGGUUUUGCAAAACUUGGCAAAUUUCAGUCUAUUCAUGCAGAAAUAUUUCUUGCAUAUUAAGCAAAUGCUCAGCAGCAAUUAAAAGUUAUUACUCAAAGUAUGCUAUUUUUAAAUUUGCCAACAGCUGAAACACUCGCCUGUGUGUCUCUGUGUUUAUACUUAUGUGAGCAGGCUGCCCGUUGCUGGCGCGCAAAAGUAAAAAAAUUGCUUAAAUUCAGUAAUACAAAAUAUCUUUUAGGUGCUAGUUAUGCAUUUCUAACAAAUUUUAUGCAACAUAAAAAUGUCUAUAACAAGCGAACGCUAAAUUUACAUUUAGAUAUUUGAUGAGGAUGGUUGUAAAGAUUUGUGGGUGUAUGGGUGCAGUUAUGCUUAGCGAAAAAAUUACUGGCAAAUCAGAAUCGCGUACAGAAAUUUAUCGGCCAUCCUCCAGUGUGAAGAUGCAAUUGGGUUUCUUAUUUUCACUUCUUCAAAUAAAAUAGGCUGAAUUUUUGCUGAUUUUGUUCUUUGUUUGAAUGCUCAUUAUAUUGUAAAAAUAAGAAGAUAAGCUAAAUGUCGUAAAGAAAAAAUACGCGCCCGUAGAUUUCUAAAAUGGUGGAGAAUUCGUGGCAAUUUGAAUAGAAAAAUAUAUAAAGAAAUACAGAAAAAAUACAGCUUUGAUAUCAUAGCUGAAGAGCUAUAGCUAUAGAGAAACAAAAAAGUUUAGAGAUUUGCAAAUCUAACUCCAAGGAAGUGUUUCUGUAUUUGUUUACAUUCCUUCAAAUUUGCUCACGCGCGUUGUCUAACUCUCCAAAGGCGUUACUGCGUGCUCGUGUAUGAAAAAAAUAUUUAUAAAAUACAAUGAAACCUUCUAUUAAAUUGAAAUUCAACAAAGAAAUCGGCACAUGAUUUUUUUUUUACCUAUAAAAAUAGUUACCUUGAAAACGAAUUCAAAAUGAAAAGCAAGUUGUACUAAACUAUUAAAUAAAAUUAUAUAUAAAACCGGGAUGCUUAAUGAGCGCCAAUUCGGCAGAAACUAUAUACAUAUAAUGUAUGCUACAGGCAUUAGACAUUGACAACAACAAAAAAGGGUAAACGUAAUCUUCCGAAACGUCAUAAAAACGUAAAACGCAAACUUGGCCUACUGGCAGCAAAGUAUUUUAAAUUAAUUUUCAUUUGCAAUUUUUAAAGUUGAACAUUUUUACACAAUUUUUAAAUAAAAUAGCGCGUUUAAAAAAAUUUGAAUUUCAAAAUGCAUUAAAAUAGUCAGAGUGCGAAUGCUCGCUUGCAAGGCUUGAGGGAAAUAGCUAUGGCUAGCGGUAUGAGCGCGUACGCAGGUAAUAAAAAAAUAUAUAUUUCAUGGAAUAAAAAAUAAUUACUUAAGCAGUUAAACAUUUUUUUCUUGCUAUACAAAGCCAAUAAAUGGCAGUAAUAAUAUUCAAAAGCUUAGUAAACAUAUUAAGAAAAGUGAAAAAAAUUGGUUGAAAAUCAAGUGGCACGCUUCGGAAAGCGCAGAAAAGCAAGCGAGAGCGAUAGUAGAAUUAAUUAAAAAUUAAAAAAGCAGGAACCAGUUUUUAAAUAUUUAAAUAGACUAGCGAGAGCAAACUAGUAAAUGAAAUAAUAUAAAUAAACAAUAAACUUAGAGGACAUAGUAAAAGCAACGUCAAGGAGGCUGCUACAGUAUUAAAUAGUAAAAGUAAAAAAAAAAAACAAAAACAAAAUUAUAAACAAAGAACUUUGGUUUAAGUUUAUAAUAAAAUAGAAAAUGAAAGCAAACCCUGCGUGCGCCCUGGUGAAUUAACCUAUUUAGCAUAGGAAUAAAAAAAGACUAUAGCGCGUUGAUUUUGCAAUUGUAAUUUAAAUUUUAAUAAAAAUAUAGAGGGUCAUAGCAAGACAGUAUCGAGUGUGGAACAAUAAUUAUACAUACAUAUAUAAACACAUAAUAGACGCAGAAAGUUGAAAAAAAAAACAUAAAUACUUUUAAGCAAAUAAAAUUCGUACAUCAAUUCAGUCAUAAUAAUACACACAAGCAAUGCAAUAUAAAUUAAAAAAAAAAUCAAAAACAAAAACAAUCUAAGUAUAAAAAUUUACCAUUUAUCUAAUAUUUAUAAUAAUUGUUAACAAAAAUGUUGUAUGUAGUUCACAUACGGUAACUUAAUAUAGUAUUUUACAUCCAUACAUACUUCAGUAUGCAUGUAUGUUAACGAAACUACCAGUCAAACGCACAUUUUUUGUUGUGCAUUUUGGGGGAGGGAAAGUACGAAGUGUCGAAAAAUAUGUCGACGUCGUUUUUAACAGAAUUUAUUUUUGUUUUAUUUAUAUGCUCACGCCUAUAAUGGGGUUGAAUAAGUAUUUAACUCCAGAGAAAUUUCAUGCUGAAGCAUAGUAAAAGCUACGAGCAUAAAAAGUAACUAGAAAAUUUAUCCGCCUUUUAAUACGCUGAGUAGUAACAAGAACGCUUUGAAUAGAAAUAUUAGCUUAACAGCAUACGGCCCAAGUCAUACAACAAAAUGCAGUUUAAUUUUUUAUAUUGCAGUUAAAUAUUCGUACGCGCUGAAAAGCGUCGUUUGCUUGUUGAAUCAGCAAUGUAAGCGCAACAAAUCAUAAAAUUGAAUCAGUACAAAUGUACUUUUGAAUGUCAUUGAAUGACAUUUUUGAUAGGUUCGAAUUCGAUCUUGUGCAAUUUGAAAGCGCUGCACAGGGUUGUGAUAAUGCGCUUAAUCAGAAGGAUUUUAGGCUUGGCAUUGGUUAUAUACCGUUUAUAUGCUGAAAGCAUCCUAAUUAAAUGUUUAACAGACUGCACCAAAUGACGCCGGCAUUGACCUGACCUAGCACUACUUUUUCACCACCGCUGCUGCUGCAUAAAGCGAAUAAUGUGAAAAUGAAAAUUUCUUGCGACAAAAUUGCAAUGUAAAGCACAAAACGCCCACGAAUACAAUAAAAACUAACAUGUGAACGUAUUUUAAUGUGAAGAAUAGUAUGGUUUAGACGACAUACAAAUAUUUUCCUUGUGACACACAUACGUAUGUAUUUAUGUGCAUAUGUAUGUAUUUGUAAAUUUUUAACAAAAACUUAUUAUUUUGCGUAUUUCCAAUAUUUUAGCUUGGUUUGCUUUCAAAAAGGUAGAAAAGAAGAACAAAACGAAAUUGGUUAUUCUUCUCAAAUAGAGACAGCUUUCCAAUUGUUGGAGAUAUUUCGUUGAGUACGAUUUUGUUUUCCAUUUUUCAUGAAUAUCUAUUUGAUUUCGUUUGUAGUGCAAUAUAUUGACUUAUUGUGUUGGUUUCUUUGUUUCGAUUUCAAUUUCAUUUUGUUUGCGUUGUUGCGGAAAUACAGUUUAGUGCUCUUUUAUUUCGAUUUGUUCCAAUCAUUAUUAGUGUGAAUAUUCGAAUUGGUUUUGUACAAUAAUUUUAUUAAUUUAGAAUUAAUUUGUUAAACAAAAUAUGUUUUUUUUUGCGUGAACUCUGCUGCAUACCACCAUAUUUUCAAUUCCUGCAGUUUUUUGGGAUAAGUUCGAUUUCUCACGACAGCUACUACUCUUCUGUUUGUUGUUAUUGUUUUUUUUUUUUUGUAAUUUAAAAUUUUUUUAAUUUAAUCAAUAGGCUCGUAUAUAGAACUUUUACGCGUGUACCCAGUUUUAUAAUUUAAUUUUACAUACAUAUAUAAAAUUAAUUUAUGGAAUGUUGACGCGUGUGCGUGAUCCCCAGCUAAUUUGUACACAUAAUACAUACAAACACAUAUACAUGCACACACACAUAUAUACAGUAAAUAUAUAAAUAAUUAAGCGAAAUAUAUUUAUAUAUACAUACAUAUUUAUUGCAUAUUUACACAAUUUAUAUAUAUAAUAUAUACAUACACACAUACAUAUUAAAUGUAUUUAUUUGAUUUUUUAUAUGUUAUAUGCUGUUAAAAAACGACAAUUUCGCUUUCAAUUUCACAUAUAAAGGGUGGUCCAUGUAGUGGUUUCUUUUUAAAAUUUCAAAAAAAAAAAAAAGAUGAGCAAAAGUAAAUUUUCCCGUAUGUAAUUGUUUUAUUCAAAAGAGCAAACAUUCCCAUUAUUUACGAUGCCAUAUAUAAUGAUGCCUCAACUCCAAAAUCCACUCCAAGCUGUCACUCUCUGAUUAUGCAUUGGCCUCUCAACGAUCACGUGCGGCUUUUCCGCUUUUCCGAUCGCCAGAUGCGGCAGUUUUGCUUGCGAACAUAGCCGCCGGGAUGAAAAACCGCUUCUUCGGAAAAGAUGAUUUUGGAGCAAAAUCGUAAGGCCCAAACAGAGAAAUCUUUGCAGUUGUUUGUGCAAAAUUCGCAUCAGGCUGUUGCGUGAAAUGUUAAGUUGUCGGUACGCACUAUUUGGGCUACACAACUUUAACUUUGGAAACAAGUUUGCAAUAUUCCCCAACGUUGUUCAGGCGCAAAGCGAUUCAUUGCAUUCCGCGAGGAUAUGGUAUUGACUUUCUGUGAAGAUUUCCAGCGGGGAAAGAGCUGCCACUGUCACAAAAAAAACCACUAUAUGUACCACCACUUAUGUACAUAUAUACAGAUGUAUAUAAGAAAAUUUAUAUUUGCAUUAACAGUUAAUCACACAAGUACAUAUAUUAUCUACACGCUAACAUAAUUACAAACAAACACAUAGGUAUAUAUGUAUGUAUUCAAGUGUAUGUCUAUUUAAACAUAAUUUGGUAGCUGUUAAGUGAUUUAGUUGUAGAUUUGCAAUUUUCGAUUAAACAUAUAGCAAAAUAGCUAAAACAUAGCGUUUUAGGGGUAUUCACGGUGACUGAUUGCCUAGAGUUGUAGUUUUUUUUUUGCCAAGCAGGGCGAAUAGCACACUUGGUUAGCACCGCGAAUACCGGUUUUUUCAUAGGUGCGCAUAGAAAGGCAUGAGCAAAUGCUAGCGCGGCAGUAAGAGAAGUUACAAAGCAAAACAAAAAGAAACCCAGAAAAAAGUAAAAAAAUAUUUAUUAUAUUAGUUCAUUAUUAAAGUAGUACAUUUUGGAUGCUAAACGAUACGUUGUGGUUUGUGCCACAUGUAUUGCUAUAUUACUAUUAUUAUUUUUUCUUAAGAAGUGAAAAAGUGGAACAUGAACAAAAUAUGCAAACGAAAGCGAAGAAAGUAAACCGAGCGCUAAGCUAGGAAAUGCAUAAGAACAAAUAAAAUAAUUAAGUUAAUAUAAAGCGAUGUAAACUUAAGAACGUAGUUGUAGUAGAGAAACCGGUGGUAAACAAAAAACAAAAAAAAAACAUGAAAAAAUCACAAGUAUACACAAAACGCAUGAAACAAACAAGGAUUCUAGUCAAAAAUGCAAAACAAAAAAUGCGUAACGAACAGGCGAGGAGAAAAGCAAGCAGUGUAGUAAAUAAAGAGAAACAGUUUGCUACUGAAGUUAGGCAGUGGCAUAAUGAAGUUUGAAUAAAAAAUGAGAAUAACUUAAAUGAUUAAGUCUCACAUAGUAUAUACAUACGUAUGUAUGUAUGUGAAAAUUAUGAAUGAAAAAAAAGAAUAAAAUAAUAAAAUCGAUUAAAAGGUAUACAGCUAUAGAAAUUACUAUCUAGCACUUAGUAGUUCAUAUACAUCAUUCGAAACAACAGAGAAAGCUAGAACAGAAAAGCACUAUAGCUACAACCGUUCAUUAUGCAAUGCAAUUAUUAUGUUUAUAAUAAGCAAAAACAAAAACAAAUAGUUCAAUGGUUAAAUUAAAAUGAAAGCAUUCAAAUUGAAAUUUAUUUACCAAGUGCUAAUUCUGUUUGAAUAAGUUUCCGUGCAACUAAUUAAAUUUCGACAGUAAAGUAGUCUGCAUUUUGCACAUUCUUCUAAGAUUUCUACAGUUUCUCACUUUUCGGCUGAUUGAUGGAGAUACACAAAUUAGUUAAAGCAAAAAACAUUUCGUUUCGAAAAAAUUUCGACAAUUUAAAAAAGAAAAUGAAAAUUCGAAUUGAGAAAAAACGGUAAUGAAAACUAAAUCGAAUAAUAUUAGAAAUAGAAUGAAAACUAAAUCUAAUAAAUUAGAAAAUCGAAUAAUGCUAGAAAUUUUAUGCAUUAACCAGUUGAGAAUUGGAAAUUCAAAAACUAGCAAAAAAAAUAUUGGAUUUUUUUCUGAAAAUCGCCUGGCAUCGUGGCUUUUGCAAAUUAUAAAGGCAAUUCGCAAUUAUGUGCAAAUAUACUGCAAAACACGGCUUUUGCAAACUACAGCCAUCUACCGAUAAAAAUAAUGUAUGAAUGUUUUGUUGUUGGGUUGCCAUGUUAUUUGCAUUUAAUUGUGAACUGCUCUAUACAUUUUAGUGUUUUAUUGCCAUAAUAAUUUUCCGAUGCCGUAAUGCCUGGUUGUUUGCUCUUAAUUGUGAUCUACCCUAUUGGGUGUAUCGUGUGUGGCAUGCCAUACAGUGGUGUGAGUGGAGCUUCGCGGCUCUACAAUACACUGGCCACUUCCACUCCACCAUUACCUACUAAUAAAGUGCUACACUAAAGCAUCUUCAGCACUACGCGCUUUUCUAACUACUUUCGUUUUCAAAGAAGAAUUUAUAAUUUUUUUUUUAAUAAUUUCACUAUUUUCAGUCGUGCAUGGCUUUCUAAACCUAAGACAAUUUUUCGUGUUUCAACUCACUUUUCUGAUUUUUUCAAUUCUUUGUCUUAAACUGUUGUGCCACAAAAAAGGUUCAAAAUAAAUUGAAUGGCAAUUGUAAAAAUUGCAAAGAAAAAAUAAUUUCAUUACGCACGUAAAUCUGUUGAGAUUAUUGUAGAGACUUAAAGCCUCCGAAGUGCACACAAAACCAUAACCUAAAAAAAUUAUUACAAAUAUAUUUGUUUUGCUAAAAAGCGGAGAGAAAUUCUGUGCAAUAGUGUCUACGCGAAAAUGUGUAUCUCAGAAGAAAGUAUAAAUUUUUUGCAUAUAUUUUAAUAACACUACUUUUUAAUGUAGUAUUUAUUUUAAGCAUUAAUUUUUUAAAUGGAAACAAGCAAACUUAACAAAAACACGUAGUUGAAAAAUGAAAGCGAAAGAGUAGUAAAAUAAGAGAAACAAUUGCAUAUAUCCAAAUGCAAGAAGCAAAAUAUUGAUAAAAUGCUUUGCUUUUUUCUUGAAACAACAACAAAAAAAAAAAAAAAAAAAAAGAAUUUUUUAAUGAAGAAUGCAGAAUCUACAAUCACGCGCGAAAAUAGAGGGGGAAAAGAGGAGUGCAGACACUCAAGAGCAGGAAAAAGAGAAUACACAAAUUGGCAAGAAAAUCGAAUUUUAAUGAAACUAAAGCGGAAAGGGCGGAAAGGCAAAACUAAAAUGAAAAUUUACAUUAAAUGUAUGUUUGUUGCGAUGAAACCUCAGAGGAAGUGCAGCAAUAGCAAAGCGGUCAAUGCAGUGCAUGGUUGUACUUACAAGAAUUAUUGAAAAUUAUGUAAACAAUGUCAAAGCAUGCAAAAGUUAGAGGAGAGAGGAGGUGUUGGCAAACACAAGAAGUCGUUAUCAAUCAAUAUGUUUAGAAAGAGCGGCACAAAAUAAAAAAAGAGAGGAGCAAGACAAAAAAUUGCAGUAUUUCGAGCAAAUAAGCAGCUAGACAAAGCAGAAAAAAUGCACGAAAAUGGCGAAAAACAAGCGAAGUGAAAAAAAUAAUUAAAAAUUAAUUCAUAUAGCAACAAACCAACUCAAAUUGACGUACAAAAGCAAAAGCGCAGCUACGAAACUUAAAAACGAAAACUUAAAGUAGCGGCAGUUUAGGGGUUUCUCUUUUUUUCAAAUUGCAUUUUUGAAAUGUGUGCGUUUUAUUACAUAUAAUUCGUUUUUUUUAUUUACAUAAUUAUUAGUUUUUAAUUUUAAUUUUCAUAUUAUGAUCCACAAUUUAUAUAAAUGUUUUAUGUUUUAUAAUUAUUACCAUGAUAUGCGUACCUUAACAAAACGAAGCAAAACAAAAGAAAAUAAUAAUAGAUUGGGUAAACAAUAAUAAUAAUUACUAUUUUUAUGGGUUUUCAGUUUGUUUUGUAUGAUUUCUUAAUAUUUGUUUUUAAUUGAAUAAACCACAAAAUAGCAUUAAAUAAAAUAGCAGUUUGUAAACCAUAGUUUUAAUUGACUUAUGUUUUAAAAUAUUUUUUUCUUUUCACUGCAUUCCCUGCGUUUAGUUUGUAAUUUAUUUGCGUUAACCAAUUUAAUUUAAUUUUAAUUUCAAUACAAUUUUAUACUUUAUUAAUGUUUAUAAUUUUACGGUUUUUUCUGUUCAUGUCUUAUGUUUUGCAACAACAAUGUUUGUACACAGCAAAUGAAAAUAAAAUUGUAUGCCAAAAAAUACGAUCAAACAAUUGCAAAAGCGCUAAACAUCUUAUUGAAAAAAAAUUAAUUAUAAAAUAAUAAAUAAACAAAACUAUUUUAGCGCACCGCUACGCAGUCAGCGAAUGCGCCUUUUUACAAAGUAUUUUUCAAUUUUAUUAAUCUUAAUUAUUUUUCAGAUUAUAUAUACAUAUAUAAUAUAUUUUAAUUUCAAUUUAUAUUAUUAUUUGAUUAAGUUAUAUUGCAUUAUACUCAAGCCACACAAAAUCAUAUUUUGUCACCUUAAUUUUUAGUUAAUGUAACUAAUUGCAAAAUUUUUUAAUCAACCAAUCAUCAAGCCCAUACAAGGUAUUGCACCGUGUAGCAAUGAGGGCAAAAUAUAUGUACUCGUAUAACGUUGGUUAAAAAAUCAAAAUUUGCAAUUUCUGCAGUGCACCAUAUUUCGGCUCCUGGAAAUUUUACACAGUAAGCCAAUAGCACAGAAAGAACUCUAGAAGCGCGCGAGAGGCAAAGUUGAAAAGUCUCUGGAAGUUCCCUCAUAAGUUGAAACUUUUUUUAAAACAUAGAACUGUUAACUUUAUUUCAAAUGAAAGAAGAAUAAAAAAAUUAAAAUAGUUUUGAAUUCUUUGCAAAAUGAAAUUUUCAUAAAAUAUUUAUGUAUGGAAAGUAUCAAAAAGUUAUUUUGGUUUUUAUAUGCAACAUUUUCGGAUUUUUUUAUAAAUUAUUACGUUUUUCGUAUAUCAAUGCCAGAUGAGUUAAAAAUUUCUCAAAUACAUUUACAUACAAAAUUGACAUACGAUACUCUCUUUGCACCCGGCAGCUUCCGCCUAAGUUCAUCUGCACCCUCACGUUUUUAUACGCAAAAUUUGAAUAAGAAAUUGUGUUUGCCCAAAUGUAUUUAAAAAAAAAAAACUCAAACCGGUUUAGCCUCAUUUCAAAACGCAACUUUAAACACAUCAAAAAUUUGCAGAAAAAAUUUAAACUUUAUUAUUACUUUUAAUUUUAAUUAUAAGUUUGUGUUUUUAUUUUAAUUACGUUUUAAUUCAAUUUGUAUUUCCCACACAAAAGAAAGCAUCAAAAUUGUAUGGAAAAAGAAUAAGGAAAGUGCGCUAAAAAUCAUUAUGCGUGUAUUUGAAGCGACGCAAAAGAAAACCUUUAGACGACAAACAGUGUUUUUACCCUUAAAUAAAAUAUAAAUUUUGAUUUUUGAA
Messenger RNA from Anastrepha obliqua, 12406 nucleotides. RefSeq names its product protein elav (gene elav). The record is from RefSeq and is a predicted model, not a curated record. The transcript has 3 exons. Gene Ontology annotation, cellular component: ribonucleoprotein complex. Gene Ontology annotation, molecular function: RNA binding. NCBI's taxonomy places the organism in Eukaryota, Metazoa, Arthropoda, Insecta, Diptera, Tephritidae. Bases 652 to 1992 code for a protein of 446 amino acids.